AUGUCCGUCAAAUUCACACCCGGACCUCACCCAACAUCGUUAUCCCGAUCGUCAUCCUCACAAUUACCUUCGCGUACACCUAUACCCUCCGCACAAAGCUCACCUAUAACAUUGAAUUUCCCUCGAUCACCUUCCUCUUCUUCCGACGUCACUACUUCCAAACAGCCAAAAAGACCAUCUAGAUUACAAAACAAUGGCGAUCCUGAAGAUCCUGAAAGACAGCCAUUGUUAGAGACUAGACAAUUGAACAAACCAAGAAUACUUUACUCGGUCUUAAGUGUACUUUCAGUCAUCAUCUUAUUAGGUCUAUUCGUUGGUUUCGGUGGUUGGAGAUUGGGUAAAGGUGAGGGGGGUGAUAGGUGGCCCGGAAGUCCGGGAUUACAAUGA
Kwoniella shivajii is the source of this 387-nucleotide messenger RNA. RefSeq lists its product as uncharacterized. Lineage: Eukaryota; Fungi; Basidiomycota; Tremellomycetes; Tremellales; Cryptococcaceae. The record is from RefSeq and is a predicted model, not a curated record. The coding region runs from base 1 to 387 and encodes 128 amino acids. The transcript has a single exon.